Penicillium subrubescens is the source of this 627-nucleotide messenger RNA. Its product is annotated as SNF2-related protein. Gene Ontology annotation, molecular function: ATP-dependent chromatin remodeler activity; ATP binding. The record is from RefSeq and is a predicted model, not a curated record. Lineage: Eukaryota; Fungi; Ascomycota; Eurotiomycetes; Eurotiales; Aspergillaceae. The transcript has a single exon. Bases 1 to 627 code for a protein of 208 amino acids.
AUGGCCCUCUUUGACCCACUCUCACAAUCACACCCUGCUCCUACACAAAAUCAGCUGGCAAGUGGAAAUUCCCUAUCUGCGCGGUCCCUUCCUAUCAAGGAAGUAUGUGAAUAUGCUGGGAUCUCCAUGACCGGCCCUGACAGCACCCCAGUCUCAAAGGUCCACUGGCGUUUGGAGUCAGAGACUAUCAUCUUUCAUCCCUGGCAGCCCUCUGCCAUUGCAUGGGUAAUGGCCCAGGAAGGCAUUCCUAUCCGUAGUGGGAUCUUGGUAGAUGCAUGUGUUCUAGGGAAGACACUCUCGGCCCUGUGUCUAACAUGUUUUGCCACAAUGAGGAAGGCCCAAACACAUGGACAGGAACGUACCCAGAGGGUGAAAUACCGCCCUUCAAUCAUUAUCGUGCUUGCGAGUGUCAUCAUGCAAUGGGUUGACCAGAUUGACCACCUUCUUAAGCAAAAGCGUAAUGUGAUGAUCUUCUGGGGUAACUCGGAGCAUGUCAGCGAUACGUCGCGCAAGGAGCGCACGGUCAAAUACUGGGAUGCACGGCGGACCAAUCUGGGAGGACUCGACGUUGACGAUCCUGAGACUGGAUGUACGGUGGUGAUCACAUCAUACCAAACAUGGGCCUAG